GUUGUGAGAAAUUCGUCAGCAGCUUCCUCUCAUCAUCGCGUGGAGAAAAUGGGAAGUCAACUUGUUGGUCUUCGCCCGAGUCCGCGUCUCCAUACCCGUGACUUUCACCAAAGAGUCCCCGUAUUGUUUAUGUUUUGUUUGUUUGUUUGGGGCAAGGUGGAUGAGGUUGGGGUGUUUCAGCUCAAAAUUCCAGAGCUUUUCCUUGAUGGGUUUGUGAAAAUUUUCAAUUUUUCUUCAUGGGUUUUGUUGAAUCAUCGUUUUGCUUCAUGGGUUUGCAAGGUCAAUGCUUAAUCUUCAUGGGUUUUUGAUAUCAACGGUUAUGGUAUUGAAAUUGCCUGCCUUCUGCUGAUUUUUUCCGUAACUCUGAUAUGGCUGCUAUUAUGAGAAAACUGAGUCAUGCUAUGGCUUCAAGUGCUGUUCCUGCUGUUCACGGUGAUCGUGAUGACCAUGAAGAUUCUAGCACAGAAUUGGAAUACUCAUUUGCAAUAGAGUACCGUGGUCCUCCUUUGGCUUAUGAUAUCCCAAAUGCAGUUCCUGUUGAUCUUGACCAAAUCCCCACUGCUGCUUCAGUUUCUUCAGCCUCUCUCUUGCACAAUUUAUCACUCCCAGUGAUUCAACCGAUUGCAAAAUCCAACCCUUCUAACAAGAAACCCAGAGAAGAGGCAAAACUUGAAAGUGAAGCAAAGCCAGAAAAGGCCAUUUUUUCUUCCAAUUCAGUAGCCCCUGUUGCACUGGAAUAUAAGAAUGGAGAAAAGGGUGUCUCUAUUUUAUCAGAUAAACUUGGAAGCUCUGGGAAAUUGGGUUUCUCUUGCAGGCUCUCUGGAAGCUUGGGGGAUGUGUUGGAAUUACCUGAUGAUGGUCAAGAAGCUCAAGGCUUUCAAAGUUAUAUGAGCCCUGGUAAUUGGGGAUCGUCAGAGUCUGGUUCAAGCUCACGGAGUUUUUCCUCUGAGGUUUUCUCUGGUAGAGAGGAAGCUGGCGGGGAUGAAACGCCUCACCAUGUUAAAAGGCCAUCAACUGUGACUUUUCGCGAUCCUGAUUCGAAUGACAUAGUUCAGGAAGAAGAAUUUGAACUUUCUGAUAGGGAUGAAAAUGUGCAGGUGAGGCCAAGGGUUGAGAGGAAUGGAACUAAAGGCUCGUGCUCUCGAUGUGGGAAAGGAAACAGACUCACUGACAAGGAGGUUUGCAUUGUUUGUGGUGCAAAGUAUUGUUUUAAUUGUGUGCUGAGAGCAAUGGGGUCAAUGCCAGAAGGAAGGAAAUGUGUUACUUGCAUUGGUUUUUGGAUUGAUGAGUCAAGGCGAAAGAAACUGGGAAAGUGUUCUAGGAUGCUCAAGCGGCUUCUCACUAAGUUGGAAGUUGAACUGAUAAUGAAAGCCGAGAUAUCAUGCCAACCAAAUCAACUUCCAGGAAAUCUUAUUUUUGUGAACGACAAACGUCUUUCACCAGAAGAGCUUGUUCGAUUGCAAGGUUGCAGAAACCCACCAAAAAAGCUAAAACCAGGACGCUAUUGGUAUGAUAAUGUAUCUGGGUUUUGGGGAAAGGAAGGGCAUAAGCCUUGCCAAAUUAUUAGCCCCCAGCUGAAUGUUGGAGGACACAUAAAUCGAGAUGCUAGUAAAGGGGAUACAAACAUAUUGAUAAACGGUCGGGAGAUUACUAAAUUAGAGGCCUUCGUACUGCAGUUGGCAGGAGUCCCGUGUGAAGGAAAUCUUCAUUACUGGGUGAAUGCAGAUGGGUCCUAUCAGGAAGAGGGAAUGAAUAAAGUAAAAGGAAAAAUAUGGGACAAGACUAGUAUAAAGCUGGUUUGUAAUGUCUUGUCGUUGCCAAUUCCUUCUGAUUGUGCACAUGUUUCUGCGGAUGAAGUGAACACCCAGAACUCCGUUGAAGAGAAAAUGCCUAGCAAACUUCUUCUAGUUGGGUAUCAUAAAUCUGGCACAAGCACGAUAUUUAAACAGGCCAAGAUUCUGUAUAAGGUUCCUUUCUCUGAAGAUGAGCGGCAAAAUAUUAAGUUCAUGAUCCAGAGCAGAUUGUACAGUUAUCUUGGUAUACUGCUUGAGGGGCGUGAAUGUUUUGAAGAAGAAUGUUUGCUUGAGAAGAGCAAAGGAAAAGGACAGCUUCUAGAUGAACCUGGCCCUUCAGGGAAUGCAAGCCGGCUUAACAAUAAAACAAAAUAUUCCAUUGGCCCAAGACUGAAAUCUUUUGCAGAUUGGCUCAUCAAAGCUAUGGUAUCCGGUAAUUUAGAAGCCAUAUUUCCAGCAGCUACUCGUGAAUAUGCUCCAUUCGUUGAGGAGUUGUGGAAGGAUCCUGCUAUUCAGGCCACAUAUGACCGGAGGAAUGAAAUAGAAAUGCUACCCAGACCAGCCACUUAUUUUCUUAAUCGGGCUGUUGAGAUUUCAAGGACAGAUUAUGAGCUCUCAGACAUCGACAUCUUGUAUGCUGAAGGAAUCACUUCAUCCAACAGCCUUGCUAGCAUGGAUUUUUCAUUUCCCAUGUCAGCAGGAAAUAGCAAUCUGGAUCCUCCCUAUCAGCAUGACCCUUCUUUAAUAUACCAACUCAUUAGAGUGCACCAUAGCAGCCUUGGAGGAAACUGCAAGUUGGUGGAGAUGUUUGAAGAUGUUGAUAUGGUCCUAUUUUGUGUUGCAUUGACAGACUACGAUGAGUUUUCUGUAGAUUCUAAUGGCGUUUUAACGAACAAGAUGAUGGCAAGUAAGCAGCUCUUUGAAAAUAUUGUUACUCAUCCGGCCCUUGACCACAAAGACUUCCUCCUGAUACUCAACAAGUUUGAUCUGCUCGAAGAAAAGAUUGACGAAGUCCCUCUCAGUCGAUGUGAAUGGUUUGAUGACUUCAAUCCGGUGACCAGCCAAAAUCCCAACAGCAGCAAUAAUAACAGUAAUAACCCCCCAUUGGCUCAUCGAACCUUUCAGUAUGUUGCAAUGAAGUUCAAAAGACUCUUUCGUUCUUUAACAGAUAGAAAGUUGUUUGUUUCACUGGUUACGGCAUUAGAGCCUGACACCGUGGAUGAAGCUCUCAGAUAUGCUCGUGAGAUUCAAAAGUGGGAAGAAGAGGUACCCAGAUUAGUUAAUGAGUUAUCAUCUACUAGCAUUGAUGCAAGUUCUUCUGCGUAAAUGUGAGUAAAUGUGGCUUGUAAGGCCUGCAUCCAUUACCUUUGUUCAAAUUGUUUAUAUACAUGCACUCUGGAACACAGAUAUAUAAGAAUAGAGUUCAGAUUAUUUUCUAUUUUUUUGUUGGUGUUACUUCUCAUAACUUAUGCGGAAGUUGACACGGCCGAUUAGCAAAUGAAUAAGAAUAAUAUCUUUCCAA
This is a messenger RNA of Prunus dulcis (almond), 3315 nucleotides long. Its product is annotated as extra-large guanine nucleotide-binding protein 1-like. Lineage: Eukaryota; Viridiplantae; Streptophyta; Magnoliopsida; Rosales; Rosaceae. The record is from RefSeq and is a predicted model, not a curated record. Gene Ontology annotation, biological process: G protein-coupled receptor signaling pathway. Bases 369 to 3119 code for a protein of 916 amino acids. Gene Ontology annotation, molecular function: GTPase activity; guanyl nucleotide binding; G-protein beta/gamma-subunit complex binding. The transcript is spliced from 8 exons.